GGUGCUACGGCUGGUUGGGGUAUCAGACCAUCUCUAUCAUUUCGUUCGGGUUCUGCACAACUGCCUGUCGUAGCUGCACUACAGGCACUUUGAUACAUUAUUCUCCGUUUGUCUAGAAACACUUCAUAUAAACGUUGUGUACGAUUUUCCACUCACUGCAAACCAUUUAAUUCAUUCAACCAACAAUCAAUGAUAUUUCGUUCUUUUUUAUCUUCUUUUUUAUGUUGAAAUGUCAAUUAUCGCGUUUUUUGACAUUCAGCGAAAAAAAGUGACAGUAUGGUCGAAUCCUGUCACUUUCAUUGUUGGGUAGAGUUACCAAGUGUAAUAGUACGGUACACAUACCGUUUUCAACUCAACUCCGUAUAGUAAUUUAAAAUGACUUUCUGCACAGAUUCGUCCUAUAUAGACAUGACAUUGACAAUAAUCGUAUCUGAUAAAUCGUCACACAAAAUUGGUUCCUUGUACCAUUUUAAAUUGCUCUAACGUAAAGCCAUCAAAAUUGGAUCUAUCACUUCUUGUUAUUUUGAAUCGAAACCGCGUCCAGUCAUUCAAGCUCUCAAUCGAUUACACGCCCUACACUGACACCUUGCCUUAUAAAAUCGGUUUCUGUCAAACGAAAAAAUCUCGAGAAAAAAACACAAACAAAUGUCAACGAGACUGGAAUCUACUCGCGGUUAAAAUUGAGCCUGAAAAAUCUCUUGAUAUAUUGGACCAAUUUGCGAAAGAAUGUUAAAGUACACUCAGAUAUUGAAGCCAUCACACCCAAUGGUCAUGUCCUGUCACGUAAUGUCCAACUACAUAAAAGGUGGCCGUCACGAAAUCGUAGAAAAAGGUCGAUAUGAUGACAAGGAAGAGCUGACCGACCUACAGAAGAAAAUCGAAUUGGCUAAAAAGAAGCUCCAGUGGCGUCAACCAUUUGCUGAACAAGACGAUUUCUGGAAAUCAAAGUUUUCGGUGUGGACGGACGAAAAAGGUGAUAAGAACGCGUUCGACACAAUUGACUUUCUGCAGACGACAUUCGAUUUUUCCUGGAAGGGUAUAAUGGAGCGACGAGAACGAAAACGAGUGAAAAUUGGUGCGUUGAUGCAACAAUUUAUUCCCGAGCGACACGAAAUUCUUGGGAAUGAUUUGGCUGCCGCUCAUUUCAUUUGCUUUCGAAGGGGAUCGGUCAAAUUCACUAACUCAGACAAGUGGUUUACUGGCCAUCCAAAAGAGUUGGAUUUCCAAUUUCCCAACGUUUUCGAUAAAGCCUAUCAAUUGGAAGAGAUUCGAUGCGACGACAUGGAACUGUACUACGAAGGUUUGGAAAAUAUUCGCCGGCUGAAAAGUUUGAAAAGACUUUCCUUUCGAAACGUCAAGACCUUUGAUGAUUGGUGCCUGGACCGAGUGUCUGGAUCUGACUUCCCUGUUCUGGAAGUAUUAGAUCUGAGUGGUACCGCCAUAACAGAGCGUGGACUAUCUGCACUCUACAGACUGUCAUCGCUGAAAAUGCUAAUCGUAGACGAUCCGAAAAAGACAACGUCAUAUGAACUUCACUGCCUGAUGCUGGAGGAAGCAAUUCCGAUGUUAAAAGUGGUUGCUUCAUCCGCGACAACAAUUGGCGCAGAUAGUUCUGCGACGCCGAACACAUGAAAUCGAAACGCUUAGGAUACGAAAUUAGGAUUUUAUUGAAAUGUGGAAUUUGAAUAAAUGUGUAACGUUAAACAGUCAA
Messenger RNA from Bradysia coprophila, 1711 nucleotides. RefSeq names its product distal membrane arm assembly component 2. The record is from RefSeq and is a predicted model, not a curated record. NCBI's taxonomy places the organism in Eukaryota, Metazoa, Arthropoda, Insecta, Diptera, Sciaridae.